AUGGCCAGUUCGACGAGUGAACUCACGUUACCGAAAGCGCUCGAGAUCGCUAAGCAGAACCAGCAUGGCGACAUCGAUCCAGCCGUGACCGUGUUUCCUGACCUAAGCAUUGAUGCCAUAUGGCAACGUGUUCAAGCGCAACCCUCGACAUAUGUGUUCUCCACGGAGGAAUUUGCCGCCUUCAGCUACUAUCGUGGUGUCUUUGGCGACAAUGAAAUUGCGCAGCAGGCUGUAAGGAGGUUUUGGGAACGCUACAGAGCGAAGUCGACCGGCACUGAGGGAGAAGGUCGUCACAGCCCGACCGUAACUGCAGGGCCGACGGUGUCGCAAGUAUCAGCCGUCGCCUGUCAGAGAUGUCGUGCAAGAAAAGUCAAAUGUGACAAGAAGAAGCCGGCUUGCACACCGUGCGAUCGGGCUGGGAGAAGGGCAGCAUGCACCUAUACUAAGCAAAUGAAAGGCGAAAGUUUUGCGGAGCCAAGUAACGAUGUGGAUGAAAGCAAGGCAUACCAUGAGAUAACCCCAAGGUCGACUUUACUUGGGAACUACAAAGGCCUCGUAGACGGAGUGAAAGUAAGAGAGGAUCUGAUCAAGACCCCACCCAAAACCAACCUCAGGAUGCCCAAGGGGAGUCAGACAGAGCGACAUCGAAUUAGCGUUCUAGUGGAUAGCAUAACCGAGAGGGAAGACAAGCCUACAUCUCAGAUUGGGAAAGUGGAUCAACAACACUUUGAACCCCCCAAAACCCUUCCUGUGGACUUGGGUCAAUUUCGCAUGCAUGUGAUGAAUGGGAAGGAGCAAGAUCUUGUCAACUCGGCGAAGUUGUGGUUGCAGCGUUUGACUGGAGAAACAUGGGACUGGUGGCCUCUCCGUCCAAGUUUCCGACCGCUUCUAGAAGACGAAAUCAGGCUACGGUGGCAUUGCGUUUUGGGGCACGAACAUUGGACUGUGCUUCCUAACACUGGGCCUGCUCCAUCGCCGGAGGCUGUUAAGAGUAAACAGUCUGCCUCUUCAUCAGGAAAGAACUCAGGUACAAGUACGAGCCGAAGCUCUGGAUCAGAGUCAUCUGUUGGGAGGUCAUCCCCAGCCGUCUCCGCCAAUGGCACAUCUGAUCAACCAGAUGACGAGGCGGAUUCCGGGAAGGAUAUUCAUACACCCGGUACGAGUAUCGAGGUUGAUAUUGUGCCGCCAAGUGAUUUGACUGGCUUUGUACUCUUUGGAGUACACGGGUCAAAGCGUCUGCAGAGUGCGUGGCUCCGCCUCGCGCAAAUCGAUGUCGCCAUCUACAAAGAUGACGAUAGCUUCUUUGAUGAGAUGGGUGUGCAAUAUAUGAAGCUCCGUGGCUUCCUCCGGCGGGUCUUAUCGAUAUGGGUGUUCUAUACCUGUGAUUUCAUAAUGGUAUGA
Messenger RNA from Letharia columbiana, 1401 nucleotides. RefSeq lists its product as uncharacterized. Bases 1 to 1401 code for a protein of 466 amino acids. Gene Ontology annotation, molecular function: zinc ion binding; RNA polymerase II cis-regulatory region sequence-specific DNA binding; DNA-binding transcription activator activity, RNA polymerase II-specific. NCBI's taxonomy places the organism in Eukaryota, Fungi, Ascomycota, Lecanoromycetes, Lecanorales, Parmeliaceae. The record is from RefSeq and is a predicted model, not a curated record. Gene Ontology annotation, biological process: regulation of transcription by RNA polymerase II. Gene Ontology annotation, cellular component: nucleus. The transcript is spliced from 2 exons.